Messenger RNA from Sinocyclocheilus anshuiensis, 1569 nucleotides. It is a transcript of the gene bhmt, whose product is annotated as betaine-homocysteine methyltransferase. The transcript has 8 exons. The record is from RefSeq and is a predicted model, not a curated record. Gene Ontology annotation, biological process: L-methionine salvage. NCBI's taxonomy places the organism in Eukaryota, Metazoa, Chordata, Actinopteri, Cypriniformes, Cyprinidae. Gene Ontology annotation, molecular function: zinc ion binding; betaine-homocysteine S-methyltransferase activity. Gene Ontology annotation, cellular component: cytosol. Bases 80 to 1282 code for a protein of 400 amino acids.
CUCUUCUCUUGAGGAUCUCUCUCUAGUCUCACUCAGCUCUCCUGAAGAUCUCCAUCUGUUUCUGAAUCUCCUGCUAAACAUGGCACCAGUCGGAUCAAAGAGGGGUGUUCUGGAGCGCCUGGACGCGGGUGAGGUGGUGAUUGGAGACGGAGGCUUCGUGUUCGCGCUGGAGAAGCGAGGAUAUGUGAAGGCCGGACCCUGGACUCCAGAGGCCGCUGCUGAGCACCCAGAGGCCGUGCGACAGCUGCACAGGGAAUUCCUGCGGGCCGGGUCAAAUGUCAUGCAGACGUUCACUUUCUACGCCAGCGACGACAAACUGGAGAACAGAGGGAACACGCUGACUUUCACCGGCCAGCAGAUCAACGAGGCCGCCUGCGAUCUGGCCAGAGAAGUAGCCAGCGAGGGCGACGCUCUGGUGGCCGGCGGAGUCUCGCAGACGCCCUCCUACCUCAGCUGCAAGAGCGAAGACGAGGUCAAGAAGAUCUUCAAGAAGCAGCUGGACGUCUUCAUCAAGAAGAACGUGGACUUCCUGAUUGCCGAGUACUUCGAGCAUGUGGAGGAGGCUGAAUGGGCCAUCCAGGUUCUGAAGGCAACAGGAAAGCCUGUAGCAGCCACUCUGUGUAUUGGACCUGAAGGAGACAUGCAUGGAGUGACACCUGGAGAGUGUGCGGUCAGACUGGUCAAAGCAGGCGCUGAUAUCGUGGGUGUGAACUGUCACUUUGACCCCAUGACCUGUGUGAAGACCGUGUCCAUGAUGAAGUCCGGCGUGGAGAAAGCUGGUCUGAAAGCACAUUAUAUGACGCAGCCGCUGGCGUAUCACACUCCAGACUGCAGCUGCCAGGGAUUCAUCGACCUGCCAGAGUUCCCCUUCGCUCUGGAGCCGCGGAUCCUCACGCGCUGGGAGAUGCAGCAUUACGCCAGAGAGGCCUAUAAGGCGGGAAUCCGUUACAUCGGCGGCUGCUGCGGGUUCGCGCCGUACCACAUCCGUGCCGUGGCCGAGGAGCUGGCAACCGAGAGAGGAAUCCUGCCCGAAGCCUCUCAGAAACACGGCGUGUGGGGCAGCGGCCUGGAGAUGCACACCAAACCCUGGGUCCGAGCCCGGGCCCGUCGUGAUUACUGGGAGCGGCUGAAGCCGGCGUCCGGUCGCCCGCUGUGUCCCUCCAUGUCCACUCCUGACGGCUGGGGGGUCACCAGAGGUCACGCCGAGCUCAUGCAGCAGAAGGAGGCCACGACCGCGGAGCAGCUGCGCCCGCUCUUCCAGAAAUCUGACGCCAAACACUGAGGAUCUGCUGCAGGAGACACGAGAGAGAGAUACGCUUCUGUCUACCUCCUUCGUUUAUAAACGCUGAUAUCAUGAAUAGCAUAGUUUACUUCAGCAGGACCAGAAGAUCUUUAGAAACCAAAUCCAAGUUUAAUCUCCCUUAAAGUGUCAUUGUGCAUUUAGAGGCGACCGAUGACAUUCUGUGUUCAACUGUCGCUGCUCUUUCUGAGCCGGAGCUUCAUUCCAGAUGUUCAGAACACUCCAGUCUGUCUCCUGAUGCUCAAUAAAAACUCGUCAUGAUCUCAAUC